AGACCAUUUUGGAUUCUCUCACUUGUGAUUCUCAGCUAAUCUAAUCUCAUCUGAUCAUCAAACGCAAAGAAAAAUCUUCUAAUGCCAACAAUCUUGUUAAUGGAAAACUCUUCCUCCCCAACAACCAGAAACUGCCCUGGCCCAACCCAUGCACUCUAUAAGAAGGCUAGAGCCAGCCCCAUUCGUGGAUCGCAUAACAAAUUAAGCGGCAAAAACAUGCCAAAGGUGGGGUUGAUGCUCUUGCUUGUUUCCAUGUUGGUGGCUGCUGUCCCUCGUCAUGUCAAUGCAGCCAUAACAUGCGAAGAGGUGACCUACUAUCUUAUUCCAUGCAUUGGCUAUGGUGUCUUCGGAGGGACAGUGGCUCCAAGUUGCUGCACAGGUAUCAAGACUCUGGACGCUGCUGCCAAAACCACGGAAGAUCGCAGGGAGAAAUGCAACUGCGUUAAGGAAGGUGCCGCCAGAAUCCCUGGACUCAACUACACCCGUGUUAAUGAGAUCCCUGGAUUACGUGGAACUACUUGUCCUUACAAGGUCACCCCUGAUGUGGAUUGCUCAAAGGUGAACUGAUCAACUGAGCCUGCAAGAGCUACCAAGGGUGUUCUGUCUUUUAUGAUGAAGAUGAAGUUUCUUGUAUCUACAGUAAUUUCAGUGUGAAAUUUAACAAAUAAGAUCAUGUUUGGCCAUAUUUACAGUUCAAUCUAAUAAUGAACUUAGUUUCUUUGAUCAUUGAUCAAGAA
Theobroma cacao (cacao) is the source of this 737-nucleotide messenger RNA. Its product is annotated as non-specific lipid-transfer protein 1-like. Gene Ontology annotation, molecular function: lipid binding. Gene Ontology annotation, biological process: lipid transport. NCBI's taxonomy places the organism in Eukaryota, Viridiplantae, Streptophyta, Magnoliopsida, Malvales, Malvaceae. The record is from RefSeq and is a predicted model, not a curated record.